AUGUCGUCUAAUACUGCUACAGGAGUUAUCGCUUCGCAAACAGUUUCCGAUGAUGCAGCAGCUGUUCGUCGAAAAGCAGCUGAAAAAUGUCAAUUAGUUUUAGAAGCCUUACAUGAUUCGUUUAAUGGCUACAAACAAUGUGGUGUUGAUACUAAAGAUACAACAAUGAAAUUACUUUGUGAUAAGACUGCAGCUAGUCGAGCUGAUCUUAUUUCUCAGUUAUCAAAUGUUGUUCGAGUUGAUUUAGGUGUUGAACCAGUAACAUCUGGUUCAGCUUUAGCAGCUGCUCAUCGUACAUGGAUCGAUGUUAAAUCUUGGUUUACUGAUGGUCGAGAUAAAGCAGCAAUUGUUUCUGAAGUUCAUCGUGGAGAAAAUGUUCUUACUAAAUUAUAUGAAUCGGCUAUUGAGGAUCCAGAUAUAACACUUAAAGUUCGAGAUUUUCUUCAUGGACAACUCAAAAUAGUCAAAGAACAAAAUGCAGCAGUCGAUUGUUUAUAA
Messenger RNA from Rotaria sordida, 498 nucleotides. The record is from the annotation of a GenBank genome assembly. Lineage: Eukaryota; Metazoa; Rotifera; Eurotatoria; Philodinida; Philodinidae.